ACAGGUAGCUCUCCCAGUUCAUCCACUCUCACGUCUUUCUCCAGUGGGUGUUGGGUUGUUGGAGGGGCGAAGGAGGCAGCCAUUCCUUCAAGGAUUUGAUUGUAAGUCUAAACAGGAGGCUCGCGAGAUUGCAACGACUGGUACACAGGCUAGUGGAGUGGCAGAUUAAGGGAUUGGCGGCUAUGGCGCUCGCAGCUGUAGGGCGGUUUGCCGUGACCGGCAGUUCUCUACAGAGUGUGAUCGGGAGUGAGAAGCAGUGCGUUGUGGCCGCACCAGCGGAGCGCAUCAGCAUCUCUUCUAGGCGCUCUAGCAUUGCAGCUCCGCUUCGGGAAUGUAUCAUUACUGGGUUGGCCCCUGUUACACGGACCUUUCAGCCUCGUGCGGUUACGGCUGAUUAUUUGGGAGAGGAAUCUGAGGUUUUAGAUGCGGAGAAUGAGGUUGAGGAGGAAGCGGACAACCCUUUAGUUCCCAGUGCAUUUGAGGUUCAGAAUUUGCUCAUGCAGGUCUGUGAUGAGACCUCUAACAUCGCCGAGGUUCAGCUGAAGGUUGGGUCCUUCAGUCUGCGAGUCAAGAGGAAAAUUGGCAAGGCAGCACCGGCUCCAAAGCCAGUAGCAGCAGGACCUCCAGUAUUAGGCAAGCCUAUGGUUGAAUCCAUUCCAGCUGACUCUGUUCCAACCGCCCCUGCUCCCAAGUCCACGAAGCUCACCAAGAACACCGCCCUCUCUGCAGCGUCGCUGAAGCCCGUCUCAAAUUUUGGUCUCAUGGAAGCAGCUGCUGAUGCUGGGAUAGUUUUCGUCACCUCCCCAAAGGUUGGGCUCUUCAGAAAAGGAAGAACUGUGAAGGGAAGAAGUGGUCCUCCACUGUGCGAGGAGGGUCAAGUAAUCAAGAAGGGACAAGUGGUGUGCUACUUAGAGCAGCUUGGCACACAACAACCUGUAGAGGCUGAGGUUACUGGUGAAGUCGAGAAAGUUCUGUGGGAAGAUGGAGCACCUGUUGGUUAUGGAGAUCCUUUAAUUGCUAUCAGGCCAUCCUUUCCUGGAAUUAAGGUUAAAGGACAGAUACAGUAGCACUUAAAUAGAUAUUUCGUUCUCUGAUUUUCUUCGCAGCAUUAUGCUUCGUGAGUUUUCUUCACCAUUUCCAGAAGCCGUGUAGGAAUUUUCUUAAAUGCCUGCUGUGGUAAUUGGAUAGUGGAUAAUCAGGUGCUUUUAUGAGCUUGCAUCAUGCGUUGAAGCAGACAGCAAAUUACACUUUGUGUGGUUUGUAUCAUCUUCAAUAGUAUUAUCUCGGUGUAUUCCAGCCUAGCGUAUACAUGUUAAUGUCGGUAUUCUCUGCAGUGGUAUCUCAAUGACCACGAGGUUUUUACUUUUGAAUCAUCGAA
Molecule: messenger RNA, 1378 nt
Organism: Physcomitrium patens
Lineage: Eukaryota; Viridiplantae; Streptophyta; Bryopsida; Funariales; Funariaceae
Source: RefSeq, a predicted model, not a curated record